AUGUGUAUCUGGAACUUCAAAUAUAGAGCACAGAACAAGAACUCGGGAAUCGCUCCUGUGGAUUGUGUCAGGGAUCCCAGAAUAGGGCGAAUAUGGACCAAAACUAAGGAGUUGGAGCUGUCUGUCCCCAAAUUCAAGAUUGAUGAAUUUUACGUGGGGCCAGUGCCUCCCAAGCAGGUCACCUUUGCCAAGCUGAACGACAACAUCCGCGAAAACUUUUUGACCGACAUGUGCAAGAAAUACGGCGAAGUGGAAGAGGUGGAGAUUCUUUACAACCCCAAGAACAAGAAGCACCUGGGAAUCGCCAAAGUGAUCUUUGCCACUGUCAAGGGUGCCCGGGAGGCCGUCCAGCACCUUCACAACACCUCGGUCAUGGGCAACAUCAUCCACGUGGAGCUGGAUACGAAAGGUGAAACCCGCAUGCGAUUCUAUGAACUGCUCGUUAAUGGUCUUUACACUCCUCAGACCCUUCCCGUAGGCACUGAACAGGAUGUAUCGCCAACUGUGAAUGAAACUCUCCAGUUGACAGAUUCCCUGAAGCGCCUGAAAGACAGUAACCUCUCUUCUGCGGGAUCAUCUGUUACCCCAAACAGCAGCACGCCGUUUUCCCAUGACACAGCCUAUUCCAGCUGUCGGCAAGACACCCCAAACUCGUACAGCCAAUUCACCCCACAGUCCCAAGGAACACCUCACACCCCCCGCUUAGGGACGCCGUUUUCCCAGGAUUCUACCUAUUCUAGUCGUCAGACAACACCCGUGUACCAUUUUGGGCAGGACAGUGGGUACAAACCCAGGAGACACGAAACAAAAUUUACGGAUGCCUACAACCGUCGACCGGGACAUCACUAUGUUCAUAACUCGGCAGGUGUUUUCCGAGGGACGGAGCAUCAGUUUAGUACGUACAAAUCCCAUCAGCAGGAGCCCGUUCAGUUCUCUCACACUCCUCCCCUGAGCCACUCUAGUUCUUCAAGCUACAAAUCUGCCUUCUCUCCCUAUCAAGCACCAGCUGUAUUUCCCCAGUCCGAUGAGCAGCAGUUUCCCCAGACUUCCAGAGAAACAGAGUACCGAAGGCCUGCGCCACCUCCCACUGAGAUGGUUGUGGAAAGCAGCGCUGCCACGAACAUCGAUUUUGUUCCGGUGAAGGAGAAACAGGAGGAGCCUCCACCCUUGCCCGAUUCGAACUCUGUUCCUGAAUCGAGCACAGCAUCCUUCUCUCAGACUCCAGAGAGAAGCGAGACCCCUGGCACCCCCACCAUGGAGUCCGAAAUGCAGCAUAACAGUUUAGACUCGAGGAUUGAGAUGCUCUUAAAAGAGCAGAGAACAAAGUUACCCUUUCUUAAUGAGCAUGACUCGGAUAACGAGGUCCGAAUGGAAGGUAGCCCUAUCUCCUCCUCCUCUUCCCAGCUCUCCCCCAUCCCAAUGUACGGUUCGAACUCUCAGCCCGGUUACAGAGGUCAGACUCCUUCCUCGCGCCCUUCCAGCACAGGCUUGGAGGACAUUAGCCCGACGCCGUUACCUGACUCUGACGAUGACGAGCCCAUCCCUGGGAUGGUUUCUCUGAGUCAGAAUUCCCGGGGGACGUCGGAGGCCAGCAUGACUCCCAUUGAGCAGCUGAGCAGGACCUCCAAAAUUGAGACCUCGGAGGCUAAAGAAAUGGUGCCUGGUGACCAGACUCCAACGUCGGAAAAAAUGGACGAGGGUCAGCAUUCUUCAGGGGAGGACAUGGAGAUCUCUGACGACGAGACCAACCCUGCACCCAUCACCAGUGCAGAAUGUGCCAAAACCAUUGUGGUGAACUCCUCCGUCAGCAACACAGCUGUGAUGGCCCCAUCGAUUCCCCCCAUGCCUCCACCCCCGCCACCUCCACCCACUCACCCCGCCGUCACCGUCCCCCCGCCUCCGCUCCCGGCCCCUCCUGGGGUCCCCCCGCCUCAUAUCUUGCCUCCGCUUCCUCCGUUCCAUCCUGGCAUGUUCCCUGUCAUGCAAGUGGAUAUGAUAAGUGUCUUGGGCAACCAGUGGGGUGGCAUGCCGAUGUCCUUCCAGAUGCAAACUCAGAUGCUGAGCCGCAUGAUGCAGGCACAAAACACAUACCAGUAUCCGCCUUUCAUGACGGGCCGGAUGCAGUUUGUGAAUCUUCCGCCCUACCGCCCUUUCUCGAUGGGAGCAGCUCUUGCUCGUGGACAGCAGUGGCCACCACUUCCCAAGUUUGACCCCUCGGUUCCACCGCCGGGUUAUGAGCCGAAGAAGGAAGAUCCUCACAAAGCCACUGUGGAUGGCGUCCUCCUGGUCAUAGUGAAGGAACUAAAGGCUAUCAUGAAAAGGGACCUGAACCGCAAGAUGGUUGAAGUGGUCGCGUUUCGGGCAUUUGAUGACUGGUGGGACAAGAAGGAACGUCUAGCAAAGGCCUCUCUCACUCCAGUGAAGUCUGGAGGAGAACUGGAGGAAAAACCAAAGCCGAAGGAUCGAAUCGCAUCUUGUCUUCUGGAGAACUGGAACAAAGGAGAAGGCCUGGGAUAUGAGGGAAUUGGCUUAGGCAUUGGGUUACGAGGGGCCAUCCGGUUGCCAUCCUUCAAGGUGAAACGAAAGGAGCCACCUGAAGCUGCCUCAGCAGGAGAUCAGAAGAGAAUCCGGCCCUCUACUUCUGUCGAUGAUGAAGAUGAAGAGUCGGAGAGGGACAGGGAUGCUUCCGAUACGACAUCUGACCUGUCAAAGAAGGAUGCUGAAGCAGUGGGGCUGAGGCGGCGACCAGCAAGGCCGCUGGAGCUCGACAGCGAGGGAGAAGAGGAAGAGGAAGAGUCCUCCUCGGAGAAAGAAGAGGAGCAGGAAGAAGAGGGAGGCCUGGAGGAAGAGGAGGAUGAUGAGGAGGAUGAAGAUGAUGAGGAGGAUGAAGAUGAGGAUGAAGAGGACGAUGAGGAUGAUGAUGAGGAGGAGACAGGUGUAGACACAAGUGACAAGGAGGAGGAGCAGGACUCCGAGGAGGAUGUAGCAAGUCCGUCGUCUUCGAAGGCUGAAGUUGAAUCAUCUGAUGAAAGUGAGGACUCCUCUGAAUUCGAGUCAAGUUCAGACUCAGAUGACGAAGAUGAGGAUGAUGAUGAUGAAGAGGAGGAGGAGGAGGAGGAAGAGGAGGAACAGGUGGCUGAAAAUCAAGACAGGGAAGCCAUGGUUGCUGAGACAGAGCAUGAACCUGCUGGUCAUGAGCUUCCUGAUGAUGAGAGGGAAACUAUUUUGGAGCUGUAUCCUGUGGAUGACUACAUGGAUACAAUGGGCUUGGGACUCACAGAGCCAGCUUUGGCUGUGAAAGAUGAAGGCAUGGAAGAAAUCAAGGCAGGGGAGGGUGAAUGUGGUGAAGUCCCAGAGGCAUCUAUUGCUGCUGAAACACUGAAACACUUGGUUAUGGAAAGAGACCAGGAGACAAAACAUGUGCUCUCUCCCAUCUGUAGGCCAGAGGAAGAGUCUGAACCUGCUACCAUGCUGGAGACAGAGGUACAGGAAGGUCCAAAGCCUGAAUCUCAAGAUGAUGAGGCGGGGCUCUGUCUCUCAGCUCCAGUGGGAGUCUUCGGAGAACCUCUGCCCAUUAAAAGCAGCUUCUUUAGCAAGUCUGAUGACAGCAGCAGCUUAGAAGUUUGUGUUAAAACAAAACUGCCCUUGGCAGCGGAGGAGGACGACCGGCUGCCUCGCACGCCUGGACGGGAGGUGAUGAUCCAUUCGGAGACUGAUACUCUUUUGCUUCCAGCCCACAAGGUGCCAUCCUCCAUGCUUCCCUUACCAUCGACUCCUGGUAAAGAAGAAUCUUUAGUUCCUCCAGAAAAGUUCCCUGAACAAUUACUGGUGACCAAAACGUCCGUGGAAGAGGAGGUUCCUAGGACUCCUGGGCGGGACAUUUUGGCCAAGUCUUCACACCCCCUUGCGAAGUCGCAGAGCACAGACACUGUUCCAGCCACGCCAGGAAGCGAUGCUCCACUUACGGGAAGCAGCUUGACCCUCAGUUCCCCUCAGGUCCCAGGGAGCCCCUUUUCCUACCCAUCCCAAUCUCCUGGCAUUAACAGUGGCAUUCCUCGGACUCCUGGGAGAGAUUUCAAUUUCACGCCUACUUUCCCAGAGGCUGGUGCUACCAUUCCUUGCCUUCUGUCUGGCAAGAAACAGUCAGAGGAUGAGCUCGAUGAGAAACCCUUUAAAGAGCCUCUUGGUGCUUCCCUGACGAUCAGCAUGAACAGUGUUCCUUCCCCUAUCCCCUUUGCCAGCCCCCCACAAGCAGAUUUCCGCACAGACAUCGGUCUGCCACCUGAUGAGCCAAUACCUGUAGCAGUCCUGCCAUGCGUGCAUGGAGAUGGAAGAAUGCCCAUUGAGGAAUGCAAGGCAGAAGUAAAAUCUGUUUUGCUCUCACCAGAAGUACCCACUGGUGCUUCUAUUCUUCCUCCCCCACCACCACCUUCCAUUCUUCCCAAAAGGAGGCCAGGUCGGCCAAGACGGUCACCACCUUCUGUCCUCUCGCUGGAUGUGUAUUCGAGCAAAACCAUAGAACCUCCUCCUGUGCCAGUGGCCUUGGUGGAAGGUACUGUGGGCAAAGAGCUGUUGAGUGGACAUCCUGAUGCUUUCUAUGGACUAAAAGAUCCUGAAGCCGUCACCCUGGAUUUCAGGAAUGAUGGUUUCCACGAGAAAAUAGCAGCUGAGACAGUUGCAGAGAAACUGCCAUUUAAGGAACUGGAGAACCAGUGGAAUGAAGACUUCAAGGAAGAAGAAGCUCACGUGAAACCUAAAAGACAGUGGCGACGGCCGAAGAAGACCUCUGAAGACCUCCCAGUGAUUCCUUCCCCCGAGUAUUCCCCACCCCGGCCUCAGUUCAGGCCACGCUCCGAGUUUGAGGAGAUGACCAUUUUGUAUGAUAUUUGGAACGGAGGCAUAGACGAGGAAGAUAUCAAAUUUAUGUGUAUCACAUACGACCGCUUGUUGCAGCAGGACAAUGGUAUGGACUGGCUCAAUGACACCCUGUGGGUAUUCCAUCCUUCUACUAGCUUUUCUACCCCCAAGAAAAAGAAGCGGGAUGAUGGGAUGCGGGAGCACGUGACAGGCUGUGCACGAAGUGAAGGCUAUUACAAAAUUGAUAAGAAGGACAAACUUAAAUACCUCAACAAUAGCCGAGCUUUCGCGGAGGAGCCUCCAGCUGACACGCAGGGUAUGAGCAUCCCUGCCCAACCUCAUGCUUCCACCCGGGCUGGCUCCGAGAGGCGGUCAGAGCAACGCAGGCUCCUCUCCUCCUUCACUGGUGUCUGUGACAGUGACCUGCUCAAGUUCAACCAGCUCAAGUUCCGGAAGAAAAAACUAAAAUUCUGCAAGAGCCACAUUCAUGACUGGGGCCUUUUUGCUAUGGAGCCCAUUGCAGCUGAUGAGAUGGUGAUUGAGUACGUGGGUCAGAACAUCAGGCAGGUCAUUGCUGACAUGCGUGAAAAGCGAUACGAGGAUGAAGGCAUCGGAAGCAGUUACAUGUUCAGAGUCGACCACGACACCAUCAUCGAUGCCACAAAAUGCGGAAACUUUGCCAGGUUUAUUAAUCACAGCUGCAAUCCAAAUUGUUAUGCUAAAGUGAUCACGGUGGAGUCUCAAAAGAAGAUUGUCAUCUACUCCAAACAGCACAUCAAUGUGAAUGAGGAAAUUACCUAUGACUACAAGUUUCCGAUUGAGGAUGUAAAAAUCCCAUGUCUAUGUGGCUCUGAGAACUGCAGGGGAACCCUGAACUGAACUCGAGGUUUCUCGUCACACUUGCACCUUCGGCCAUGUCAAAACUGUGGUAACCAGGUGUGGUUGCACUUUGCCAAAAA
This is a messenger RNA of Opisthocomus hoazin, 5816 nucleotides long. NCBI's taxonomy places the organism in Eukaryota, Metazoa, Chordata, Aves, Opisthocomiformes, Opisthocomidae. The record is from RefSeq and is a predicted model, not a curated record.